CGCAUGGUGACUUUACUCGACCGAAACACUCGAGGUCCUUUUACUUUCACGUGCCUGCCGUCGUGAAUUCACCAUGCCGAAGUCAAAGAGAGACAAGAAAAUUUCUUUAACAAAAACAGCCAAGAAGGGACUUGGGUCUAAACAGAAACUAAUAGAAGAGUUACGGAAAUGUGUGGACACCUACAAAUACUUGUUUAUCUUCUCUGUGGCCAACAUGAGGAAUAACAAGCUGAAAGACCUCAGGGCGGCAUGGAAACACAGCAGGUUUUUCUUUGGCAAAAAUAAAGUCAUGAUGGUAGCCAUUGGUAAAGGAGAAACCGACGAAUACAAGGACAAUUUGUGCAAGGUCAGCAAGUAUCUUCGAGGAGAAGUGGGAGUAUUAUUCACAAAUAAAACCAAGCCAGAGGUGCAAGAGUAUUUCAGUCAUUUCAAAGAUUCAGACUAUGCACGUGCAGGAAACCCGGCUCAGAUGGAGGUAACCUUCGAAGAGGGCCCUUUGGAACACUUUCCUCACUCGAUGGAGCCUCAGUUGAGGCAACUGGGCCUCCCCACUGCUCUCAAGAAGGGUGUGGUGACGCUGCUGAAAGCCCACACCGUCUGCAAAUAUGAAGAUGUCCUCACCCCGGAGCAGGCUCGCGUUCUAAAACUGUUUGGCAUCGCGAUGGCAGAGUUCAAGGUGCAGAUCAAGUGCAUGUGGAGCUCCGAAACAUGCGAGUUUGAAAACUUGGCAGGCAACGAAGCCCCCAUGCAGGACGAUGAAGACGACAAGGAGGACAAGGAUGAUGAGGAGGAUGCAGAGUGAAACCCAGGCUUGUGGAAUUCGUUUUUUUUUUUUUUUUUUACCAAAUCCGCAUCAUGAACUCCUGUCCUUCACGUUGACGUCACUGUACUAAAAUACUGA
This is a messenger RNA of Entelurus aequoreus (snake pipefish), 901 nucleotides long. It is a transcript of the gene mrto4, whose product is annotated as MRT4 homolog, ribosome maturation factor. Gene Ontology annotation, cellular component: nucleolus; preribosome, large subunit precursor. Bases 74 to 802 code for a protein of 242 amino acids. Gene Ontology annotation, biological process: nuclear-transcribed mRNA catabolic process; ribosomal large subunit biogenesis; ribosomal large subunit assembly. NCBI's taxonomy places the organism in Eukaryota, Metazoa, Chordata, Actinopteri, Syngnathiformes, Syngnathidae. The record is from RefSeq and is a predicted model, not a curated record. The transcript has 8 exons. Gene Ontology annotation, molecular function: RNA binding.